AUGAAUGGUGCAGUCGAAGUAGCCAAUAAGAACAUCAAGAAUAUUGUGGGAAAGAUGACUGAAACUUACAAAGAUUGGCAUGAGAAACUACCGUUCGCUCUCUAUGCUUAUCGAACAUCCAUCAGGACAUCUACUGGGGCAACUCCUUUCUCAUUGGUCUAUGGAAUGGAGGUGGUUUUACCCAUCGAGGUUGAGAUUCCUUCCCUCAGAGUUUUGGCAGAAGUAAAACUGGAUGAGGCAGAGUGGAUCCAGUCCCGAUACGAUCAGUUGAAUUUUAUCAAAGAAAAGAGGCUGAAGGGCUAUUAUUUGGAACUAACUAAACAUAAAGAUUGGAAACACUUGAAAAGGAAGAGUUUAAAUUGGGACUUCCUCUUCGGGUUUUCUGAUCAAAGAUCUAAGCUGAAUAAGAAGACUGGGUAUCGAUUCAGUGAAAGAACCUUGAUGAAUAGAGAGCAAUGA
This is a messenger RNA of Gossypium arboreum, 459 nucleotides long. RefSeq lists its product as uncharacterized. The record is from RefSeq and is a predicted model, not a curated record. Gene Ontology annotation, molecular function: nucleic acid binding. NCBI's taxonomy places the organism in Eukaryota, Viridiplantae, Streptophyta, Magnoliopsida, Malvales, Malvaceae. The coding region runs from base 1 to 459 and encodes 152 amino acids. The transcript has 2 exons.